GAGGCGCAGGCGCAGUGGGGGCCGCGCAGCGCCGUGCCGCCAUCCCGUCAGUGUCGGCGGGCAGCGGGGCCGAGCAUGUCGGAAAAAAAGCAGCCGGUGGACCUGGGGCUCCUGGAGGAAGACGACGAGUUCGAGGAGUUUCCGGCUGAAGAUUGGACUGGUUUAGACGAAGAUGAAGAUGCACAUGUUUGGGAAGACAACUGGGAUGACGACAACGUAGAAGAUGAUUUCUCCAAUCAGUUAAGAGCUGAAUUAGAAAAACACGGAUACAAGAUGGAAACUUCAUAGCUUUUGCUGAUAUGGAGUGGUGUAACACUGAACUUUGGACAGACUAUACUGAGAAACGGUGGAAAAUGAGAAGACGCUUAGUUCAUUAUCUGCUUGAAUUUAUUAUUGUUUUGUAUGGAAAAUAAAGUUUUUAAUCUUAGCCUGA
Molecule: messenger RNA, 433 nt
Organism: Tympanuchus pallidicinctus (lesser prairie-chicken)
Lineage: Eukaryota; Metazoa; Chordata; Aves; Galliformes; Phasianidae
Gene: SEM1
Product: SEM1 26S proteasome subunit
Exons: 3
Coding region: 76-288 (70 amino acids)
Biological process (GO): mRNA export from nucleus; double-strand break repair via homologous recombination; proteasome assembly
Cellular component (GO): proteasome complex; proteasome regulatory particle, lid subcomplex
Source: RefSeq, a predicted model, not a curated record